Molecule: messenger RNA, 371 nt
Organism: Staurois parvus
Lineage: Eukaryota; Metazoa; Chordata; Amphibia; Anura; Ranidae
Source: the annotation of a GenBank genome assembly
GGUGCUGCUGCAACCACAUAUGCUGGCUGCAGCAGCACCAUACUGGAACAGGGGUCAGCAAGUGUCAGUGGGAGGAAUAGUGCCCCAUCAUUGGUGUCACUGAUACCAAUGGGGGGCCAGACUGUGGUCAGUGGGAGUAGAAAAUGCCAUGGGUGUGUUUACUAAAUGGGAGUAAAAAAAAUGUCAUAAUUGGUGUCAGUGGGAGGAAUAGUGCCCCAUCAUUGGUGUCAGUGGGAGGAAUAGUGCCCCAUCAUUGGUAUCAGUGGGAGGAAUAGUGCCCCAUCGUUGGUGUCAGUGGGAGGAAUAGUGCCCCAUCAUUGGUAUCAGUGGGGGGAAUAGUGCCCCAUCAGUGGUAUCAGUGGGAGGAAUAG